This is a messenger RNA of Rhagoletis zephyria (snowberry fruit fly), 2941 nucleotides long. Its product is annotated as endoplasmic reticulum membrane-associated RNA degradation protein. The record is from RefSeq and is a predicted model, not a curated record. Lineage: Eukaryota; Metazoa; Arthropoda; Insecta; Diptera; Tephritidae.
CUCCAUAUGAUGUUACAACAGCAACAACAACGAGAACAAAAUGUUGGGUUUGUAGUCGCCGAGUAUGGAUAAAUAGAAGGUUAACCAGUUGCAAUAUCCAGACUCUAAUUGUGUCUGAGUUAUGCCGACCUCUGGCGGCAGUUGAAGCUCUUCUCUUUGGUUCAGGUGGUAAAAAGAGUUGCCGUUGAUCUCUUAGUGGUGGUGGUGUUAAGGAGCAUUGAAAAACAAGUCAUCUUUGCAAAUCGAUGUCAUCUGGUGGAGGAGGAGGGUGUGAUUUAUAUUAGAAGUUAAACAGUAGUAAAGAGGAGGUGCCGCCCGCGGGACCAUUUUUUAAUUAUUUAUGGGUUUGAGAUGUCUUUUCUCUAUCUUUAAGCCGCACUGUGUGAAUAACUUUAGCUUUCGGGAUCUGCCGAUCAUUACUAAGAUCAUCAUCUCUUCAGAGAUUUUGGUUAAGGAUAUCAUUUAAUCUACGCGCCUAUGGUCUUAAGCACCUAGGUAGUACUAUGAACUUUACAACAGUCAUGAUGAUGUAAUGCUACGAACAGAUUGUGCGUAUCCAUUCGUUGCGAGAGUUGCGGCAAAACGAAUUGGAGUUUGAGUGGACCGAAGCAGGUUUCUGGUCAGCGGUUGGACUCAAUGCCAGCGCGAAAUAAAGUGAUACUCCAAGAACUGACAACCAUUCGAAGGGUUUGUCGAUUUAAACCCGAGUCACUCCGGUCUGAUCUGAGUUUUGCAAGUUUCAUUCAGUGCUUUUUUACUGUGUUUUAAAUGUCUAUUGUGCAUUAGGUAAUGAAUCAUUUCUUUAGACCCCAUAUUACUACUGCGGGGUAAAUCUUAAGUAUGUAUGUAUGUACAUAUGUUAAUGAAUACAUAUAUAAAGUUUAUCUUGCGCUUGAGUGAUUUCGAACAGAAAGAGCGGAUCUGUUUAGCUGAAAUGCCGCAUGACUGUUAUAAAUAUGUAUUGUUGUUGUUCCGGGAGUGCAACCCACUUUUGCGGCGUUGGUGGCGGGUUCGUUGCCUGGGCUAGUUUGCUGCUUUUAACAUUAAAUUUUUUUCUACACUUAUGUUUUAACUGUUGCUUUUGUUGGUAGUACCUACACACACAUGUGAGUAUGUUUGCAACGAUGUUAUUGUUUGUUUAGAUGUUGGGGUUUAGUUUUUGCUGAUCGUCAGACGAUAAUUGUGACAAUUUGUAUUUCAAAACUAGCAUACAAAUACACACACAUACAUAUGUAUGAACAUAAUUUUUAGGAUGCCAUUGGGCAAUUUUCCACUGAUCACUACAGUUGUGUUUUAGAACCUGGAUCGGACGGUCGGAUUUUCUUUUGCUCGAAAGUAAUAAGAAUGCAACGUAAACAAAUUUUAAGAAUUAAAUAAGGACAAUUUAAGUGACUUAAUAGCCAAGGAUAAUAGUGAUAAAAAAAGUUUCAGAGACAAGCCGGAAAUGUAUGCCCACCGACCACAGCAAUGGGUGCUGGUUUGCCUUGCGCUUGUAAGUAACUUGGGUUUGCAAGCGAGUGCGAUGCAAAUACCUCAGGAUGUCGAGAUACUUGAAGGAUACCAAUUUGACGAGUCGCCAGAAUACUACUCUACAGACUCAAAUUAUUAUGAGGCGCGAAGUCUGCUCUCAGGAUUAAAAAAGGCGAUUCGAAACAAACGUUCGACGUUGGAAUAUGACCAGGCCAAGGGCUUGACACUACCAGGAGGCUCACAGGCAAAUAGUCUUCAAGAAUUUACUCAAAAUAUUGGCAGCCAACACAUAAAAGUGAACGAUAAGGAGGAAAAGAAUGAAAUGGAGGCCACAAUGCCACGCGCAGAAAAACAGAUUAUGGACCCCGACUAUGACUACUAUUCGCAACGGCAUAUAUCCGCCUGGAAUGAUGCUUAUGGAUCGCCCGCGCAUGGGAGUGCAUCACGACCACCAGCCGUGGCCGAGGACGUUAUGGCCGAUGCAAGUAACAGCUACGUAUCCCGUGGACGACAAGCGCGCGUUAAUUUUAUAACACAGCCUAAAAAAGAUUCUAACGAUGGGGUUAAGGACUUGACAGAUACCCUAGUACCCAAACCGCCAAAUCCCAAAAUUCAUUAUGAUGUAAAAUAUCCAUCUAUCGCACCGGCAUACAACUACGAAAUGUAUCCUUCACGCUCUUAUGCGCCAUACUUACGUCGUUACGACCGCUUCGACGAACAGUAUUCGCGCUACGAGCCUUACAACUAUGAAGACCACUAUUUAUAUCGUCGUCAUUACGAUCCGUACGACAGUUACAGCCCUCGUAUUCCUCAAUACCCCGAGAUGUACUACAAUUAUCCCGAUCGACGCUACGACAUACCAGAGCCCAGAGAUUAUGGUCCACUUUACAACAAUGAAAUCUACGACAAGACGCCUUAUCCCUCCGGAAUAUAUCCUGCUACUGAUGGCUACACGUCCGCAAAAUAUCCCGAAUACCCGAGAAACCAACGCCGCAUAGUUUACUAUGCGCAUUUGCCGGAAAUCGUGCGCACACCCUACGACUACGCCACACGACACGACCACUACGAUGACAUUUUGAAGGCGAACAAAGCCAUCUCCGGCGCGUACAAGUACGACAAACCCAGCUCGGGAAGUGGAGGCUCCAUCAGCGGCACCGGCGCAAAUACCGACUCGUACGACUACAUGAAGCGCGAUAAGAAGGACCGCGCAACGCCAAAACCUAGCAAGCCCAGCGCCAGUGGCAGACAGUAACUGUGUGUGUGGAACAUAGAGAAAGAAGGCACAAAAACCAAAAUUUUCCGGUGGAAAAUAAAAUGUACUUCAACACACAAAUCUAAGCUUAUACUCCGUUUUUUUUUUACAUAAAAAUGUACGCAUUUACCCGUUUUUAUAAUACUGUACCUAAAUAUGUUUGUAUAGUGCAUUCAUUACGCUAUUUAAAGUGAAUGUUUCAAUAAAAUUUAUGCUUUA